Messenger RNA from Cyprinodon variegatus (sheepshead minnow), 1863 nucleotides. It is a transcript of the gene glcci1a, whose product is annotated as glucocorticoid-induced transcript 1 protein-like. The record is from RefSeq and is a predicted model, not a curated record. Gene Ontology annotation, cellular component: cytoplasm. The transcript is spliced from 7 exons. Gene Ontology annotation, biological process: podocyte development. NCBI's taxonomy places the organism in Eukaryota, Metazoa, Chordata, Actinopteri, Cyprinodontiformes, Cyprinodontidae. The coding region runs from base 1 to 1269 and encodes 422 amino acids.
AUGGAUCCCAGGUCAAAGUUCAGCAGCAGGCUGGGUCAUGUGAUGGAUGCUCCUCAGCAUCAUCAGCCCAGCAGGUGGAGAACAGCCGAACCCUCCGCGGUGUGGUGUCAGCUUCAUCACAGCCCAACCUCCUCCUCCUCCUCCACCUCCUCCACCUCCUCCUCCUUCCUGAUUCCUUGGACCGACUACAUCCCGCCAACCCGAGUGGAAGCGGUUCGGUUCGGUUCGGACGGGAGGCUGGACCCGCCGCUGGAUGACAGCAGGUCCCUGCAGAGGAGGGAAUGUCAGUGCAACGCCGUCGCAAAGUGUAUUAUGGACUCUGCCGCGUUCCGCCAUGAACUCACCUUCCAGCCGUCUCAUCCGGACUCUUCUGUUCUGUUCUUUGGCUUCCAGCCGCCUGCAGAGAUCAGCAGCUCGGAUCCAGGGAAGGAGAAGGAAGCUGCAGAGGAAGACCGGAAGCUUCCUCCCUCGGUCCUGUCCAGAACCAUCGGACUCAUUCAGCGGUUUUCCAUGUCGAAGUCGGCCCAGAUGCCGCUGACCAACAUCACGGUGCCAAAGCCCUCCAUCUCCAGGGUGCCCAGCAGCAUGGAGGGCAUCAACCACGAGCUGGAGAAGGUCUUCAUCAAAGACAACGGAGACAAGGAGGAGCUGAAGUCUCUGGAGGUUCCCGAUGGCCGCCGGGCGCCCUUCCCUCCCCAGCAGCGCAGCAGCAGCUCUCGCGGCGUGGACACCCAGACUCCGUCGGCCCCGGGGCGCUCCAGCAGCUGCUCCAGCCUGUCGCCGUGUCCCUCGCCAGCCUGCCCCCCAGGAUCGCAUGACGGCAGCCCGUACUCCACCGAGGAUCUGCAGUAUGACCGCGAUAAAGACAGUGGAAGCAGCUCUCCGCUCCCAAAGUUCGCCUCGUCCCCCAAACCCAACAACAGCUACAUGUUCAAGCGGGAGCCUCCGGAAGGCUGUGAGAAGAUCAAAGCUUUCGAGGAGAUGAGCUCCAGGCAGUCGGCGUCGGCGCCUCUCUUCUCCUGCCCCGACAAGAACAAGGUCAACUUCAUCCCCACAGGCUCCGCCUUCUGCCCGGUCAAACUCCCCGCCUCGCUGCACCUCAGCCCCGCCUCCGAGCCCGAGGAAGACGAGGGCCAGGGGGAGCCCCGGGGGGCUUCCUCGCACUAUGGCGCCCCCCCCGCUCAGGUUUCCACCAGCACCAGCACAGACGACCCCCCCGAGGAGCCCAGCUCUCCUUCAGAGACUGCAGAACCCCAGACGGACAGCUAGACCCCCCCACCCCCCACUGACUGUCCCACCAACACCUCCUGCUUUACCAGGGGAGCCUCUAUCUCUCUGUGCUCCCCCCCACCCUCAUUCUAUCACUGCAUGACGUAGCAACAGUGUCCCUUCAUGUCCAGCAUCAGUCGGCCACCUGAGCGCCGGGGGGGGGCAGUUUGAGUCAGAAACACCCAGAAGGCCAAUCGGCUGCCCCCAUCCGCCAUGACGACCAUGUUUACGCUAUCGGCUCAGAGAUCCAACUACGAUCGCUCAGAGUCCGCUUGUGGGCGGGGCUUCAGGCGUUUCUCCAUUACGGUUCUAAACUCAGGUAAUCUGGAAAUGUGUGUCCAUCAAAGAACCUGCAGCUCAAAGCAGGAGGGAUCCGCCGUCAUGUGUUCCUCUUCAUUCCCGGACAUUUGGUUCGACCAAUAAGGAGCAUCCCCUCCAAACGGGCGCUAUCUGGUACCGCUGCCAGCGGGUCGGAUUACGACAAAAAUACUGUUUUUAAUCUGCAGUUCCAGCCCAGACCUUUGGUAGAAGUGGAAAUUAUCGGUCCAAUAGUAGUUACUGUGCCUCUCGUGCACAGAGCAGGUUCGGAUUAAA